GGAAUAUGGACGUCCUUUAUCACUUUUGGAUUACGUUACGUAUCGCUUUUGUAUUUUGUCUCAUCACCCGUGUAUCGCCAACCUGUGUGACUGGCUGCUCUUGCAAAGAUGAUAAUCUGGGAAGGUAGGUAAUGACUUCUACUAAACAAACUCUUAAAACUGGUAUGUGCUAACAAUAAGUUACUGAAAAAAACAACUUUCUUUUUGAAUAUGAUGUGUUAGGUUGUGAUAAGACGCACCAGUAGACCUUUUGAAAUGAUGGAUCUUCCACGAAUAGUUCAGAAACUCGCUCACAUUGAUUGUCAGAAGCUCCACUUAUCUUUGGCAUGUCUUAACUUUCUAUUUUAGGUCUUUGCAAUGUAUGGAAACCUCCAUGAGUCAAAUCCCAGAAGACAUCCCACAUGACUUAAGUAAAAUUCGGAUUGAAAACUGCCACUUGACAGAGUUACCCCGAGGAUCUUUCUCUAAAGUUGGUGCCUUAGAGUUUCUGUGGCUGAAUUUCAAUGAGAUCACGCUGAUGAAUAUCAAAAGUCUGGAGGGGCUGGCCAACCUGACCGAGCUCAGGCUACAGGGGAACAAGUUGACUACAGUACCGUGGACGGCAUUUCAAGACACACCCAAGUUGAAGAUCUUGGAUUUGAAAAACAAUCGUCUAGACGUCCUGCCUGAACAAGCCCUCAGACACUUACCUGCCUUGACCUACUUAGAUUUAUCCUUCAAUCAGUUUAGUGUGGUAUCAAAAGAUGUCUUCCACAAUUGGCCGCUUUACCAAAUGGCUCACAGAGCGUGGGGGAAGGAGGGGCUGGUGUCCAAUGUUGUUUUGGCGCUGCAUGACAACCCGUGGUUGUGUGACUGCCGUCUCAAAGGCUUCGUUGAAUUCAUCAAGGCUGUCAGCCCUCCUAUCAUCCUGAUGAACUCUUAUUUGAUGUGCUCAGGCCCAGACACCAGAGCUGGGAAGUUCUUCCAUGAAAUACAGUUAAAAACCUGCAUGAGGCCGGUGGUCUCUUCUCCAGACACUAACAUCACCUUACCUCUUGGAACAAAUGCAACACUUUCCUGCUUGGCCAAGGCUAGACCAGCCCCAACCAUUCACUGGACGUACAGUUUGAAGAUUAUAAGAGGGUUUGCUGGUGAGUUUCUUCUUUAUUAUUGCCAUUCAUUUCACUUUUUGAUUCAGUGAACCAAGGGUGAUAUAGCUCCCAAACACUUGAAAAUACGCAGAAGUAACACCACUUUUGAACCAUGUUGCAUUUGGGACAGAUGUUCAAGUUUCAGGGGUUUAGCAGUAAGCAAAAACAUCAAGUCAAGACUUUAUUGUCAAGAAGCACUGGUGGUAGGAUCGAUUCCCACUCCUGGAUGUGAUUCAGGGUAUCAGUCCCCACUUUCCCCCCCAGAUUCUGCUAAAAUAUGGAGAUACACCUUAUACAGUCUGAUUGUCUUCAACCGUUUGAUAUGAACGUAGCCUCGCCUGCUUGGCUGCUGGUAUUUCUCUCAGGUUUCUAUCAAUCUGCCUAGAAAUGUCAGCAUUAUCUUUCAUUAGAUGCACACAAGAUCCUAAUCUGAAUUGGUGUCCCACUGAUUCUCUGUUUUGUCAAUGCAGCUACAGAGACCCGCAUAGAUGAGGAGUCAGUCACCUCCCAUCUGGUGAUCCCCUCCCUUCACCUGGCAGAUCGAGGACUCUACACGUGCGUGGCGAAAAACUUCAUCGGCAACUCUUCUGUCAGCGUCAUGGUGGACAUCAGCUCCCUGAACUCCUCGUUUCCUCUCCCCCCACCACUCCCCAUGUUGGCACCUGAUGACGGCACCUACAUCGAUAUCCGCAUCGCCAAGCAGACGGUUUACGGCGUCACCCUGGAGUGGCACGCAGUAACAGAAAACCCAGCAGAAACCUGGUUCACGAUUCACUUUGGUAAAUAUGAUUCACCCAAAAAAGACAUGAUCUACAUCGGCCCUGGCAUCAACAGCUACUCCAUGAAGGACCUGCUCCCUGUUACGAAAUACGAGGUGUGUCUGAGCCUGAAGAACCACCCGCCAAAAGAAGGUCAAUGCAUCGUGUUUAUGACGGGCAGUGACAUCAGUGACCUGGAGAAAAGAGAGAGGCUCAUUCACAUUGUUGUUGUUGUGUGCGCCAUGGUGCUGGCCGUGCCGGCCGGCAUGUACGCCUGUACAACGGAGGCCAAGUUCAGCUGCGUGAAGAGCUGCGUGGAUCAGUGGAAGAAGUGCAAACAGAGAGCCGCGGAGAGACAACAGAGUACAGAGAGGCAGGGCAACUUCGAUAGUCUGCAGGCGACCAGUGAAGAAGGUCUGUGCAAGGACAUGGAGGAAAAGCCGAGAAAGAAACGAGAGAAAGGAGGAAGUGCAGCUUAUCUGUACUAG
Molecule: messenger RNA, 2376 nt
Organism: Xyrichtys novacula (pearly razorfish)
Lineage: Eukaryota; Metazoa; Chordata; Actinopteri; Labriformes; Labridae
Source: the annotation of a GenBank genome assembly